Messenger RNA from Staurois parvus, 273 nucleotides. NCBI's taxonomy places the organism in Eukaryota, Metazoa, Chordata, Amphibia, Anura, Ranidae. The record is from the annotation of a GenBank genome assembly.
AGCUGUGAUUGGUCACAGCUUGUCACAUGGUACAAGGCUGUUGUGAAUAGCCUUGUACCAUGUGACCUCUGUGAUCAUCCACAGAUUUCACACGUAGUAAGCAAUGAUGUCACAAGUGACAUCUUGCUUACUACUUUGCAUGUGAUCACUGAUUGGCCAAUCAGUGAUCACAUGAUCGGGACCUCGUACAGAGGUCCCGUCCGACGAUCGGUGUUUCACUGUGUCCGGAGGACACAGCGGGCACCGGAUCGCGGUGCUGCGCGCUCCCAGGGU